Myripristis murdjan (pinecone soldierfish) is the source of this 2161-nucleotide messenger RNA. RefSeq names its product alpha-(1,3)-fucosyltransferase 9-like. NCBI's taxonomy places the organism in Eukaryota, Metazoa, Chordata, Actinopteri, Holocentriformes, Holocentridae. The coding region runs from base 290 to 1429 and encodes 379 amino acids. The record is from RefSeq and is a predicted model, not a curated record. Gene Ontology annotation, cellular component: membrane. The transcript is spliced from 2 exons. Gene Ontology annotation, molecular function: alpha-(1->3)-fucosyltransferase activity.
GCUGCACAGAAACACCUAUUCACUUCCUCAGAAACACAAGACAGACAGGUAUAUCUGGUCAGGGCAUUGACCUCAUCUCACAUAUACAAGUUCAGCUGCCACAAAAAGCACCAGCCAGCACCAACCAGCUACCAACCAGCUGACAAAUGAAGAACUCUGAGACAUACUAUAUGGGGGAAAAUUUGCCUACAAGAAGAGAAAAGUCUGGCUGGUUGUCACUUUUUCCUGAAAUUAUCUAAAUUACCUGAUAAAAUCCUGUGAAGCACUUUUUCUACAACAAGGAUUAGCCAUGUCCUCUUCAGUCCUCCAGUGGGUCUGGCUGCGUCACUGUGUCUUCGCCACCCUCACGGUGUUGUGUGUUCUGGGUGUCUUCAUCAUGUACUACAAACCUGACAUCAACAUCCACAUGUUCUCUCAAAAGGAGGGAGACAAUCAUUCCCAUCCCAUAGUUGUGUGUCCACAACAACCAAAUUGUUCCUCAGAGCAGAACAUCAAUCAGGUGCAAAAGAUCCAGGCUGCAGAAGGGGAUGCAGAGCCUGACACCAUCAUUUUGAUCUGGAUGUGGCCGUUUGGCUUCAAGUUUGAUCUGAGCUGCAGAGUGUUCGGUAUCACAGGAUGUCACUUGACAGAUGACAAGAGUCUGUACAGAAAGGCCCAUGGUGUCCUCUUCCAUCACAGGGACAUCCAUGGAGAUCUGGGCAACAUGCCAAAGGAGCCACGGCCCUGGUUUCAGAAAUGGGUGUGGUCAAACGCAGAGUCGCCUGCAAACUCAGGUCAAAUACCUGGGCUCGAUCACUUGUUCAAUCUGACAUGCAAUUAUCGCCGGGAUUCAGAUAUCCCAGUGCCUUCUGGGUACUUGGCUCCAGUGACAGACAGGGAUCAGAGUUUCAAACUGCCAGCCAAGGACAAACUGGUCUGCUGGAUUGUGAGCAACUGGAACCCAAAUUUUAAGAGAGUUCAGUUCUACAAUGAGCUGAAAAACCACAUCAACAUAGACGUUUAUGGGAAUGCCUUUGGUCGAAGUGUAAAUAACCAAGAUUUUCCAAAAAUAAUAUCUAGUUGUAAGUUCUACUUAGCCUUUGAAAACUCUAUCCACACAGACUACAUCACAGAGAAGUUGUACAAUCCCCUGAAUUUGGGAACUGUGCCAGUAGUCCUGGGCCCUACAAGACAAAAUUAUGAGAAUUAUAUCCCAGGAGAUUCUUUCAUCCAUGUAGAUGACUUUGCCAGUCUAAAGGAGCUGGCAGAGAGGCUGCUGUACCUCGACCAGCAUCCUGCUGAGUACAGCAGAUACUUCAACUGGAGAGAACAUUUUAAGGUCAUUCAAGCACAGUUUGGUCGUGAACAUGCUUGCAGAUCAUGUGAUUACUUACAAAAACACAGAGGUUACCAAGUUUUUCAUGAUCUCAACAAAUGGUACUGGGGUUAACUUCCUGGGCUAUAAAACAGGAAACAGGAAAGGUAGAAGUGCCGUUUCAUCCUAAUGCCAGAUUGCUUACUUCUUGUACAGCCAUUGUCUGUUGUUAUUCGUUGUGAUUGAUGGAACAACCUCCUGUUCAAAUCAUUCAUGUGCUCAAUGGUAUUUUCCUUUUUAGUAUUAUUUUCUUACAUCACUUGGUAAGUUUUUCAAGAUUAUGUCUGUAAUGUGUAUUUUUGUCUCUUUCAUGGUUGCUACCCAUGCUGUUUUGCCUUUAUCAUAAUGUGCUUUAGUUCGACCUCCUUUGCUCUCAGGUUAGAUUAUAUUAGUUUAGGAAUUGCUCCUUUGCCUGGAGGAAGUUUCAUGCCAUUACUUUCACAAUUACUAGAUUCUAGACUUGUGCUUCCUGGAUGAGUGUUCUUCCUGGAUGAACAGUUCUUUCUUUUGCCUUGUAUGAAUAUCCUGUUAUUCAUUUAGGCAAAUCAACCAUAGCUAUCAUCUGGCCCUGGAAUGUGAGGCAAUGAAACCGCUCUGUUGGUUGCGGAAGGGCAGUUUGGGAGUGCCCCUCUUUUGAAUCACCUCCAUACUGUAUGCAGUACAACAUGCAGGUGAGACAGCAGCUCAAGUACAGGACUAAGUCAUAUACUUGAGCUGCUACUGGUUCCUAAACAUUCUUAAUUGUUUAGAGUCCAGUAAUUUUAGGCCAAAAUUGGGGUCACCCUAGGACAAGUUGCAAGAGAAGCA